Talaromyces amestolkiae is the source of this 4245-nucleotide messenger RNA. RefSeq lists its product as uncharacterized. The transcript is spliced from 5 exons. Gene Ontology annotation, biological process: vesicle-mediated transport; intracellular protein transport; endosome organization. Gene Ontology annotation, molecular function: protein-macromolecule adaptor activity; FAD binding; oxidoreductase activity. Lineage: Eukaryota; Fungi; Ascomycota; Eurotiomycetes; Eurotiales; Trichocomaceae. The record is from RefSeq and is a predicted model, not a curated record. Bases 1 to 4245 code for a protein of 1414 amino acids. Gene Ontology annotation, cellular component: endosome; HOPS complex.
AUGGUGCUAGAUCAAUCUGGCGGUUAUGUUGCCCCGAGCAAUGCGUCCGAAGCGCCUGAUCCCUCACUCCCUAUCUUCGACGUGCGAGAUGUCCAGCUUAAAUUCGCGGCGAACUUUGUAGCUGCGCAGGUGGCUAACAAUGUCAUGAUAUUGGCGCUUGCUACGGGACGCAUACUGCGGAUCGAUCUGGAUAGUCCGGAGGACAUCGAUGAUAUCGAUCUUCCCAAGAAACCUUCAGAAACCGGAGUCAUUCGCCGACUGUUCCUCGACCCGACCGCUUCACAUCUGAUCAUCACCACCACGGUCGGCGAUAACUAUUACCUACACACCCAGUCCCGGCAACCCAAAUUAUUGUCGCGCUUGAAAGGCUCGAUAGCGAGCGUAGCAUGGAACCCUUCCGCGCCGACUGCAUCCACGCGAGAGAUAUUGGUAGGCGUCACAGAUGGAAACGUGUACGAAGUGUACAUUGAGCCAUCGACCGAAUUCUAUCGUCGCGAAGAGAGACAUGUCACGAACGUCUAUCGGAUACCCGAAAUGCCAAUCACAGGUAUAUUCGCGGACUUGAUACCAGGGAAACCGGAUCAGCGAUAUGUGAUCAUAUCAACGCCUACGAAGUUGCUGCAUUUUCAGGGCCAUGCCGGUCGUAAUGCGAGGGAUAGUGUUUAUGGCGAGCUGUUCCAGCGGAAUACACCCACCGUGCAUGAGAGUCCGAACGCGACAAUAGCGGCGCCUUCGUCGUUGGCGAUCUCGCCGCGACAGACGGAGGAGCAUCAUAUUGAUGGACAGCCAGCAGAUUUACGAUUUGCGUGGCUUUCUUCGCCGGGCGUACUACACGGUCUGUUAAAUCACGCUGCGUCUGAUGGAAACAAGGUCGUUGAAAACUCUUCUAUGAUUCCUCGCGAGGUGUUUCCAGCGACGGAAUCCGCGCGUGGUGGGAAAAAGCUGAUCCAAGAUCCUGUGACUGCUAUAACUCUUUCACAAUGGCACGUCCUUGCCCUGGUGGAAGGACAUGUGGUUGCCGUAAACGUCCUCAGCGGUGAAGUGGUACACGAUCAACCUGUACUCGAACCGGGACAGACGGCUCUAGGUCUCUUCAGCGAUCGCGUGAAGAAUACAUACUGGCUCUUUACACCGACAGAGAUCUACGAGAUUGUGGCCUAUGACGAAGACCGUGAUGUGUGGCGCCAUUUCUUGCAAGAACAGAAAUUCGAUGAAGCUCUUCGAUAUGCACAGAGUGCUUCGCAAAGGGACGCUAUUGCUACCGCUUCAGGUGACUAUCUUGCUAAUAAAGGAAAGUAUUUGGAAGCAUCUGCCGUAUGGGGCAAGAGUAGUAAGAGCUUUGAAGAGGUUUGCUUGACAUUCAUCAACGCGGGUGAACAUGAUGCUUUGCGCAAGUACCUGCUCACCAAACUUACGAGCUAUAAGAAAUCUUCUGUCAUGCAGCGAACGAUGAUUGCAAGCUGGCUUGUAGAAGUGUUUAUGGCCAAAUUCAAUUCUCUUGAUGACACUAUUGCGACUAAGGCCGAGCUCGCAGAAGGAACUAGCACGGGAGAGUCAAAAGCGCAGCUUGAAAACAUUCGAGCCGAAUUUGAAGAAUUUGUGACCAAAUUUCAGUCUGAUUUGGAUCAGAAAACGGUUUACGACAUUAUCAGCAGUCAUGGACGCGAACAAGAGCUGCUGUUUUUUGCAAACGCGACCAACGAUUACAACUACGUUCUAUCAUACUGGAUACAGCGAGAGAAGUGGACAGAGGCUUUGAAUAUGCUUCAGAAGCAAACUGAUGCCGAGGUUUUUUACAAAUAUAGCACUGUACUCAUGGUCCACGCUGCGGUUGGACUCGUGGAUAUUAUGAUCCGCCAGACACAUCUCGAUCCUGAGCGACUGAUMCCCGCCAUGCUUAGCUAUAACAAUACUGUCAAACCAGCAUUGAACCAGAACCAAGCUCUGCGCUACUUGAACUUCAUCAUCGCGAACCAUCCUCAUCCGGCGGCAGCAGUGCACAACACUCUAAUAUCUAUACAUGCUUCCAGCCCCUCUCCCAACGAAGCGGCACUUCUCAGUUAUCUCGAAUCGCAAGCCUCCGACUCACCUCCGUAUGAUGCCGAUUUUGCUCUCAGGCUGUGCAUACAAUACGAACGAGUCCAAUCCUGUAUCUACAUCUACAGUUCCAUGGGCCAAUAUCAACAAGCAGUAGAGCUCGCCCUCAAAUACAACGACAUAGAAUUUGCAGCCAUCGUCGCCGACAGACCCGAAGGCAACGACAAACUACGCAAAAAGCUCUGGCUCCUCGUCGCUGAGAAGAAAAUUCGACAACCGGGCACGGGCAUCAAAGACGCAAUUGAAUUCCUCCGUCGUUGUGAACUUCUUCGCAUCGAGGACAUGAUCCCCUUCUUCCCAGACUUUGUCGUCAUCGACGAUUUUAAAGAUGAGAUUUGCAAAGCCCUGGAAGAAUAUUCCAUUCACAUCGACGAACUUCGUCAAGAGAUGGAUACAUCCGCCCAAACAGCGAGCCAGAUCCGAGCCGAAAUCACGGACCUAGAUAGUCGAUACGCUAUCGUCGAACCGGGCGAAAAAUGCUGGAUUUGUUCGCUGCCGUUGCUGAGUCGACAGUUCUUUGUAUUUCCGUGUCAGCACGCUUUUCACAGCGAUUGCCUGGGUAAAGAGGUUCUGGAGGGCGCUGGUGGGAAGAAACGGUAUAUACGCGAUCUGCAGGCGCAGUUGAAUAAGGGAAAUCUAUCGGCGAGUAGGAGGGAGAAGAUUAUUGUGGAAUUGGAUUCUUUGAUUGCGGAGGCAUGGGAAUGCUACCAGGGCAGCGUUCCCUCAAAGUACGUCAAUGUGCAGAGUGUUAAAGACGUGCAGAAUACUUUUUCAUUUGUUCAAGAGAACAAUCUUCGGUUAGUUAUCAAAAACACCGGCCAUGACUAUAAAGGCCGGAGCUCGGCGCCUGACUCGAUAGCGUUAUGGAUGCACAAUUACCAGCCUGACAUAGUCUUGGAGACAUCUUUCACUCCAGACGGGUGUUCCGCAGCUGUUGGUGAUGUUAUCACCUUUGGAGCAGGUCAAGAGUUCGAAGGAAUCUAUGAAUUCGCACACAGUCAUAAUUAUCGUGUCGUUGGAGGCAGUUCUAGUAGCGUAGGAGCUGCCGGGGGUUGGAUCACCGGCGGCGGUCAUAGUAUGCUUUCAAAUGAGCUAGGUCUUGGAGUUGAUAAUGUCCAACAACUGAGAGCAGUGCUUCCAAAUGGUACUUAUGUCACGGCCAAUCGUUGUCAAAAUCAAGAUGUUUUCUUCGCGCUUCGAGGAGGCGGCGGUGGUAGCUUUGCAGUUAUCAUGGAGAUGAGCACCUUGGCUCACCCUGAGUCUACCACUCAAGUAGCAGAGGUGACCUUUGCGAGCUUGAGUGCCGCCAAUGCGGCAGAGUUCAUCUCCCUACUGGUUGCUAAUGCCGAUACAUGGGCAUCCCAAGGGUGGGGGGGUUAUAUUCAGCCUGGUCUGGUUGGCAGCCAAGUUUCUUCGUUUAUCAUGGCAACCUCGUUGUUGAAUCAUACCGAAGCCGUCAUCUCAAUGCAGCCAAUUCUUACCUUUGUCAGUAGAUUUGGCACCCUCGCAAACGCUAGCGUGACGACGUUCGACACCUACUUCGAUGUUUUGGCUAGUCUCACAUCAACCGGACUCAGCGCAGUCCCCGCUGGGGGGGUGGCCAUAUCAUCAAGAAUCGUGCCCAGAGAGUCGUUUCUCGGCUUAAAAAACCAAACAGAGCUCUCUACGAUUCUCAAUGGCAUCAUUACCACGAAUGAAGUCGAAAACCUGGUCUCUAUUGUACCGCUCUUUAUUUGCGUGACAGCACCUACCCUCUACUCUCAGAAUCUUCCGACGACAGACUUACCUGGUAGCUCUGGGGCCGCAUCAGUCACUCCUUCCUGGCGAAAUGGUUUGUGGCAUGUCAUCCAUCUGCGCGUAUUCGAUGGUACCACUACCGAGCCGGCAAUUGUCAAUGCGAUUUGGCAGGCUGCUCACGAUACUAUGGAUCCUUUACGAGCGUUCACGCCGAAUUCCGGAGCAUACCAAAACGAAGCGGAUCCUUUUGAGACGGACCCAAUAAGCACUUUUUGGGGUGCAGAUAAUUACAACCGUCUGCUGUCGAUCAAGCGGGAGAUUGAUCCAAAUAAUAUCCUCACAGUUCACCAAGGAGUGGGUUGGGAUGACACGGAUGACAGAUACAACUGUUAUCCCGAUGUAAUUGCGUGA